Molecule: messenger RNA, 2103 nt
Organism: Prunus mume (Japanese apricot)
Lineage: Eukaryota; Viridiplantae; Streptophyta; Magnoliopsida; Rosales; Rosaceae
Product: flowering time control protein-related / FCA gamma-like protein
Molecular function (GO): RNA binding; protein binding
Source: RefSeq, a predicted model, not a curated record
AAUCCAGGCAGAGUAUCUGUGAAGCUGGAGAGGCACGGAGAACACCAAGAGCCCCAGGGCAUCUCGUACCCUGGGACUGGUUCUUCCUCUUCUUCAUGGCCCCCCGUCGAUCCCCACCAUAACCAUCAUAACCACCACAAUCACCACCGCGAUUCCAACCACUACGACGACCACCACCACCAUGGCAACCACUCUAAUGGCUCGUUCCAUCCGGUGCCUUUUUCUGUACGCAAAAGGGCUUGGCAUCCUUCUAAUCAAGGACCUUCUCCGGAUAACGUUGAAAGCGCCUUCCAUGUAAAACUUUAUGUUGCACAGGUUUCCAGAACAGCAACUGAGGAAGUUAUUCGCCCGUUGUUUGAACAAUAUGGAAGUAUUACCGAGGUUGUUAUUUUGAGGGAUAAGAGGACAGGCCAACAACAAGGCAGUUGUUUCGUGAAAUAUGCAACACUAGAUGAAGCAGACAGGGCUAUCGGAGCCUUGAAUAAUCAGCAUUAUUUUCCUGGGGAAGUUCUACCAAUCACAGUUAAAUAUGCUGACUGGGAAUUGGAACGCCUUGCGGGACUUGACAAGUUGUAUGUGUGUGGCCUGAACAAGGAAGCUUCGAGGAAAGAAAUUGAGGAAAUAUUUUCGCCAUAUGGUUUUGUUGAAGAUAUCUACAUUUUGCGUGAUGAGAUGAGGCAGAAUCGUGGGACCGGAUUUGUGAAGUUUUCCCAUAAAGAUAUGGCUCUGGAAGCAAUCAAAGCAUUAAAUGGAACCUUCAUUAUGAGAGGUUGUGCUCAGCCGUUAAUUGUUCGCUUUGCAGAUCCUAAGAAACCAAGGGGAAUAGAAUCAAGGGGCAAUUAUUUAUUUAGCAAUGCAAACAUUGUUCCCCACUCUCAAGAACCAGUUGUUAGGCCAGUAUCCGAUCAUGGUGAUUCCACUGGAGGGUAUAAUAUGCAUAAUGCAUCGUAUCCUGUUCAACAAGCUUCACACCCACCUAUUUCUCAAUUGGCAAACCAUGAACCCCAGGCUUCUAGUGUCAUACAACCACCAUUUCCUCCAUCAAAGUCAUCUUCACAGUUGUGUAGGAUGCCUUCACAACACACACAAACUAUGCAUUCUCGGACUUCUCAAGUAGAAGUUAAUGAGACCCAGAAGCAGCAUCUGACGCAACCAUCAGGGCAAAUUAUUGGGCAGCAGCAGAGUUCUCAGACAGUUGCUAGCAAUUCUCUCUCAGCUGCAGUUCCUUCAAAUAACGAGAUAGCAGCUCCCAUAGAGUGUGACUGGAGUGAACAUAACUGCCCUGAUGGAUACAAGUAUUAUUAUAAUUGUGAAACUUGUGAAAGCAGAUGGGACAAGCCUGAGGAGUUUGCCUUAUUUGAGCAAGCAUUGCAGAUGCAGACACAGCAGCAAAAUCCUUCUCACCAUCUUAAAUCUAUGUCAUCGGUUCUUUCUACCCAACAUAGUGCUCAAACACAGCAGGAACUGGAUCAUGUGCAAAUCCAGCCAGAAACAAAUCCUGUUGUUGGCCCAACCUGUGUUUGACAGAAUGGCCAAAUUUUCCAUUCUUAAAGAAAAAAAUGGCAUGCAACCCCGUCCCAGUCCUUGGAGGAUUGAAUCAUCGGUCAACUGUUGGUACAUUUGCAAGAUCGUGACAUUACUGGUUCAACCCCCGUGCCUUUUUUUUCCCUCAAUUUUAUUUUAUUGUUGAAGUCACUGUGAUUAACGCAAAUUGAAGAGUUGCUAGUGCCGAGGGUGACUAUUGUACACAAUGAAUGCAAUCCAGCGCAGGGGGACCAUAUUGUGUGAAUGCAAUAUUUUCCCCCUCUCGGGUCAAGAUGCAAACUUCUGCAAAGUACAGCUCUUUUGCUGAACAAUAGUGGUGGAAGCUUAGAACAGGGUGUAAUAUGUAUCAGACAGAGUGUAGAAAUGUUGCCAUCAACGCUUAAAUUAUGGAGUCUUUAAUCUCAUGCAAUUGGCUUGUUGCUUGCCCGGAGACUUGUGUCAUAAACCAGUUAUUUACAUAACAUGAAACAUAUGAUGUAUUUGUUUCAAAAUAGAAUGUUGCAUCUUUGGUGCUCAUACUGCCGCUGGCUGAAACAACUCAACAGUAGUUGACAAAAA